GUUAAUGUUAAUGUUACAUUUUUAAAUAUUGUAAAUUUAAUCAACUGCAUUCAAGAAGAUUCAAGUGGUGUCGGUUAUGCCCUACAAUAUGAAUACAGAGAGAUUUUAUAGUAUUUAAUCCAAUAAAUUACCAUCACUUAAUCCUUCUGUACAUAUACUUACGUAUCUGAAGGUUUAUAGAUUCCAACUAGGCUUAUCAUUUCUAACCUAUAAUGAAGUAGAGAGUGGAGUGAACGAAUGUUAUAACUACUUACUCAGUUUCCCAACAAUGUAUUCCUUAUAAAUCAUCGUCUCAAAAUGGAUACGUUGCCACAAAAGGCUGAAGAACCUAAUAAAUUAGCCACAUCACAGGACUUGUCUACAUUAGAGGAAUAUGUGAAGAAGCUGUAUGAGUACAGAGACCAUUAUUUUGAUCAUCAUAGAAUUGAAGAAGCGAUUCUAAGAGAAAAAAGAUUGAAUGAGAAGAUGCAAGAAACCCUUAAACAUCUUCAAGAUUUUGAUUGUACGUCGCUGAAGGUUGAAGGCAGAGCCAAGUACUAUUAUUUGCUCGGUCGAACUCUUGACGUCGGUCCUGAUCACAAUUCUGAGGCCGAAGCUGCCCUUGCGAAAGCCGUCAAACUUGACCCUCAGUUGGUAGAGGCUUGGAACCAACUGGGCGAGUGCUACUGGAAAAGAGACAAUAUCAAGGAGGCCAAGAACUGCUUUCAAGGAGCUCUCAACAAAAAAAAGAACAUCGUAUCUCUUCGAAACAUGUCCAUGCUGGUACGAAUGGAAGCAACGUCAACUCGAGAAGAAAAAGUGAAGAACGUUGAGCUAGGUUUGGAUCUCGCCAAGCAAGCAGUUGAGAUGGACACUAGCGAUCCAGAGUCCUGGCUGGUGCUGGGGAAUUCUUUCCUGGCUAUGUUCUUCAAUGUUCAACAGAACCCGAAAACUCUUAAACAAGCCAUGACUGCGUACUUAAGAUCGGAAGCCGACCCUGUAGGAAAAAACAAUCAUGAUCUUCAUUACAACAAAGCUGUGGCUCUAAAGUACGAGGAAGAGUAUCCCAGUGCAUUGAUGGAGUUCACACGUGCAUAUGAGUUGAACCCUUCUUGGGAGACUCCAAGCAAGAACCUGCGUCAGAUGCUGCAGUAUCUAGACUCCAUCAUGGACCUGCUGCAAGCCAAGGGACGUCUGAAGGCCAAGAAACUGCAGUCUUUGCUGCAAAGCAUAGAAGACAAGCAGUUGGGUCCAUAUGAAGGAGGCCAAUAUACCUCAGGUGGCCAGACAGUCAAGCUAACUCUGCAGCCUUUGUCCAGCCUCAAGGCCGGUCUAAACUGUGAGGUCGUUAUUCUGGGAAAAGUCAUAUGCAGCGUGAGGAAUGAGGACAUUGUGCCUUUCACGUUCUGCCUGAUAGACAAGCAGAAGAAUGUGUGCGCAGUGACUGUUUACAACAUAGCGGAAGGUCAGGGCGUUAUCAUCGGUGACUCAGUGGCCAUCCCUGAACCUUACGUUACCAACGUGUGCUUCUCCUACGGCAGCAGAAAAUAUUCCUACUUGAGCAUCAGAGUAGAUAACCCGCUAGUCAUGGUUGUCAACGGGAAGAAAUUGGGAAGAGAUAAACUUGCUGGAACCCAGAUGUCUACCAGUCCGAUGACUCACUAGCGAAAAUGUGACUUACUACUGCCACUGCCCUACCUGGCUCAAACUGUAGGAUUGUUACGGUAAUAGCUACUAACUAUUAAAAAGACUGACUAUUAACAUUUUGCUUUAAAACUAAUGUAGAUGCAGAGACAUUGUGUUAUUUUGAAUAAUGUAGAGACUGUUAAGUUGGCUCAUUUCUUCUUUAGAGAAGUAUUUUCUUAGAUCGUACUACAAUAGUUUUUGUUUUUUGUUCUUAAAAAUUUUACUUUACUUUGUAAAAUGAUUCUCAAUGGCAAAAAUACUCAACAUAAUUGAUAGGGGUGCAUUUAAGUAUAUAAAUCAUUAAAAUUUGUUUACUCAUCGCUUGUUUCAUUGUUUUUCAGUAUUAUUUUUAGAAAUAUAAAUGUAAGCAUCUUUUGUACCAAUAUGAAACAUUGUCAUUUCUUGCAAAAAAAUUCAAAGAUCGGAUAUUUGAUUUGGUUAAACAUGUGAACUAUGCAAUUUUUAAUCAAAUGUUGAUCCAAAUCUUGAUCAUAUUACUAUCUAUAAAUAUCUAUGUAUUGUUUUUUGUUCACAUACUUUUAAGCACCAAAGCAUCCUCAAAUGACCAUAAACGCACACUCUGGUAAGCUCUACAGCGAAUAAUUAUUACUAAUUUAAUAUUUUAAGUUAUUACUGCACAGUAUUAACAUAAAACCAGUGUCAUAGAUAUAUUUAGCACUAAUAUGUUACCCUUCGUUAACAUAACCUUGCUUUUUCCAUCUGUUUGUAGAAAACACAUGGGGGUGUUUAUGAAAAUGGUUUAAUAGUAGUUAACGCAACGAUCGCAUAAAGACUAUUUACCCGAGUUGUGUGCUACUUUACCUACGAUCGUUUUUUAAAUACUAACAAUCACUACUCAUAACUUCUAAGAGAGGUUAUGUUUAUGUUUAUUACCUCUCAUUGCCCACUGAUAGUGAUAUAACGACUCAUUAAAUAGGUAAUAGCUGAUAAGUUGUAAAAGCAUUACAAUUUUACUUCUUUUCGCUCAAUCCUUGAACCUCAUUGGUCCAUUACUAGUGCUGUAAAGUAAAAAAAAUGUGGUUAAGUAAGUAAACAAUGCAGUAAAGUGAAUCUUUUAUAUUUUUAGAACUGAAUUGAAAAAGCCAGUUUAAAAAAUGGUCGUAGGUCAAAUAUUAUCAAUUUAGUAAUUUGUUUAAAAUAUGUGCCUUUUAAUAACCAUAAAUCUAAAUACUUCUAAAGGUUUUUCUCAAGUGAUUAUAUUUUGUGAUUGUUUAAGACACGAGCUAUAAAUAACAUCUGGAGAUAGCAACUUUGUGAAUAAAAAAAUAACCAAUGGUUUGAAUACUGUCCUGAUAAUUAUUGGUACCUAGCUUUUAAAAAUGUCUAAAAAAAUUGUUUAACUCAAUAUAAAAAAUAAUAUUUUUAAACAAAAAGAAGUCAUAUGUUUACAAUGAAUAUACAGGGUGUCCCGGAACUCUCUACCAAUAUUUUAGGGCAUUGCUCCUGGAUAAGAA
This is a messenger RNA of Macrosteles quadrilineatus (aster leafhopper), 3140 nucleotides long. RefSeq names its product tetratricopeptide repeat protein 5-like. NCBI's taxonomy places the organism in Eukaryota, Metazoa, Arthropoda, Insecta, Hemiptera, Cicadellidae. The coding region runs from base 298 to 1644 and encodes 448 amino acids. The record is from RefSeq and is a predicted model, not a curated record. The transcript has 10 exons. Gene Ontology annotation, molecular function: protein binding.